AUGGCUGAGAGAGAGUUCGACGUUCAGUCGAAGCCUGACUCUAAUUAUGUUUCUGAAUUGUCUGGUGAGAAAGGAAAACCUACUGUGAGCCCUACAAAUACUCCUGAAGCAAAAGAGGCUAUAAAGGAUAAUAUAGAGAAGAAAGUGAUUGAGAAAGUAGAGAAAUCAAAUUCAAUGGAAGCCAAGGUUGGUGAUGAUGAUAACAAAGAAGUGAAGAUGGCUGAAGGUGUUGAUAAAGAAAAAAGGGGAGAUAAAAAUAAGAAUGAAGACAAUAAUACGAUCAAAGAUGAUAAUGAUUUGGCUUUUGUCACUGGUUACAAAUCUGGUGAUUCUAAAUCUGACUCGGAUUCUAAAUCCGAUGAAGACUCAAAAUCCGACUCGGAUUCUAAGUCAGAUUCUAAAUCUGACUCGGCAUCCAAAUCUAGUUCAGACUCAAAGUCUAACUCGGAUUCUAAACCAAGUCCCAAUUCCAAAUCUACUCCUGGCUCAUCGACAAGCAAGAAAAAGAAGCCUGCAAGGGGAAAGGGAAGGAAGAAGAACCAAAAGAGAAAGAAGAAAAUGGAACUAAAGCUGACUUAA
Messenger RNA from Dendrobium catenatum, 579 nucleotides. RefSeq names its product protein starmaker-like. The coding region runs from base 1 to 579 and encodes 192 amino acids. The transcript is spliced from 3 exons. The record is from RefSeq and is a predicted model, not a curated record. Lineage: Eukaryota; Viridiplantae; Streptophyta; Magnoliopsida; Asparagales; Orchidaceae.